Dufourea novaeangliae is the source of this 1720-nucleotide messenger RNA. It is a transcript of the gene bond, whose product is annotated as elongation of very long chain fatty acids protein AAEL008004. Gene Ontology annotation, molecular function: fatty acid elongase activity. The transcript is spliced from 7 exons. The record is from RefSeq and is a predicted model, not a curated record. Lineage: Eukaryota; Metazoa; Arthropoda; Insecta; Hymenoptera; Halictidae. Gene Ontology annotation, biological process: fatty acid elongation, polyunsaturated fatty acid; fatty acid elongation, monounsaturated fatty acid; sphingolipid biosynthetic process. Gene Ontology annotation, cellular component: endoplasmic reticulum membrane. The coding region runs from base 246 to 1046 and encodes 266 amino acids.
CUUCCAUCAUCCUCUUCGGCUUCUCCUUGGAUAACACCGUCUCCGAGGACUUCGGUGACCAGUCUAGAACUUGGUCGUGAAGGAGGCAGGAUCUGACCCGGUAGUGAGUUUAACGUGGUAGAAUAGGAGACAAGAAGAUUUCCACCGGAGAACUUUGGAUUUCGAUCUGUUCUGUCGGAAAUACUUCAUGAGCUGUUCGCGGAAGUAAGGCUUUAUUCAAACGAGAGAUCACAGAACCGACCAACAUGACGAGCCUAAUUCGCCUGGUGGUCAGCAACUACAAUGAAAUCGAGGAGAUCAACAAAGAGAUCAUGGUGGAGUCCUGGCCUAUGAUGAGCUCGCCUGGACCAAUGUUAUGCAUUGUGGGAACGUAUUUAGCGUUCGUCUUAAAGAUCGGGCCGAAAAUGCUGGAGAACAGACCGGCCUACCAAUUGAAUGGGCCGUUGAUCGCUUAUAACGCCUUUCAAGUCAUCUUCAGUAUAUGGUUGACGAUUAGGGCAUUGGACCCGAGCAUAGUGCGAGUAAUUCUGUCCCCCAAGUGCAACAAUUCGAGCCGGUCUCUCACGGACAUAGAUGUACAAGCUACGAUAUCUGCAACAGCCUGGUGGUACCAUAUUGCAAAGAUGAGCGAACUUCUCGACACUGUGUUCUUUGUGCUCCGGAAGAAGCAAAAUCAGGUCAGCUUUUUGCACGUCUAUCAUCACACGAUGACAGCGGUGUUCUCGUGGUGUUACGUUCGAUUCUUGCCCGGUGAGCAGGGUGCUCUUCUUGGGCUACUCAACUCGUUCGUGCACAUCAUUAUGUACGCGUAUUAUUUAAUCGCGGCUCUUGGCCCACAAUACAGGAAAUACUUAUGGUGGAAGAAGUACAUCACCUGGAUCCAGCUGAUUCAAUUCAUCAUAAUGCUUGGCUAUCUGAUGAUGACACUUGCGAUGGACUGCAAAGUGCCGAAGGCUCUCACUUAUUUCUUCAUGACGAACGUGAUAAUUUUCAUUUACCUGUUCAGCGACUUCUACAGGAAAGCGUACAAGAAGAAAGAACUCUAAUAACCGGCCGGUUUAACCGUAGCCGAACAUCAACGCGAUGUCACUGUCAAUUGUCAUUAGUAUCACAUUCGAGUGAUCGAUCGCCGAUGGUGUAGAAGGAAAUGGGAUCAAAAGUAAAUCGAACGAGAAAGGGUAACUCGACGAAGAUGUGGUACGUGAAGGGACAAUUAUGGGUAGCAGGGAACACGAUCGAAACGGUUAACGAACCCAAUUAAGGAAACGGACCUAGUGUGAUUCGAACGGAGAAAGAAGAUUUCGUGAAGAGUGUGGUAACUUUCUCCUCUGGAAUCGAGGCCAAUAGGUCCAUAGGCGUGAUCCGUUGUUCAAAGAGACGCCGAGGAAGAAGAGAUCGAUGCCUGUGAAAAAAGGACGCUGCGGAGCGUUGACCAAACCCAAAUCCCCCGGAGGCUCUUGCUGUCGGGCCAAGUGGGUUUACGACCCAAAAAGAAGCCAGAGUGGAGGGGGAAGUACCCCACUCGGGAAUUACCACGCGCCACUGAACAAACGGUAACUGCUUUUUAUACAUGGGACAGCAGACUCUAGGUUACCUGUCGCCUCGACACCGGCCGAAAGUCUGAAUAACGUGACUGUUGAUAAAGAACCCGCUUCACAGGAUUGUUCUUAACCUUUUCCUUCGUUCGAUUGGACGUGUUGCCGAACUGAUGAUAGCAAUA